Molecule: messenger RNA, 2375 nt
Organism: Leptopilina heterotoma
Lineage: Eukaryota; Metazoa; Arthropoda; Insecta; Hymenoptera; Figitidae
Exons: 2
Coding region: 221-2260 (679 amino acids)
Source: RefSeq, a predicted model, not a curated record
UUUUCUACAUAAAUUGUGUGUUUUUAGGUUAUAUAUUUAUUAUAUUAAAACUCUUUGUUGUCUUUGUUGUAAAUUGUUGACACUUUAACAAUUUUAUCGUUUGACGUAAAAUUUCGUCGAUUUUGUUUAAUUUUUGCUUUCUCACGAGAAAGUUUUCUAUUUCAUGAUUGUUGUCAAUGUAUCCGCAAAUAUUGGAGAAAUAAUAAAGAAAUUCUAAAAUAUGAAGCCGCCAAAGAUGAAAAGAUUUCUGCCAAAUGAAUGCUAUAUUUGUAAAUCGAGGGACAAUUUAAAAAAAUGUGAAUGCAACAUGAUUUACUAUUGCUCUGAGGAUCAUCGAUUAGAGCAUUUGCCAGUUCACGAGACUUUUUGCAAAGUAAUUAAAGAAUUAUUAAAAGAAAAAAAAGUGUCGCAUAUUUAUGAAGAGCUUACAAAUAUAACUGGCUCCCCUUGGUUAAAGGAACGAGAUAAAAUUUAUGGAGAAAUAUUAAAGAAAUUAGAAAGAAAUAUGAGUCCAUUAGAAAAUUUAAUGUUUUAUCAUCCGCGAAACUGUUUCGAUUGUUCGAAUACAAAAGAUAAAGAUUUACUCAAUUGUCCCCAUUGUCCAGUAGUAAGUUUUUGUAAAAUUCAUCCUAAUUUUGAAAAUCACAAUAUAAACUGUGAAGUACUGAAUCGAUAUUUAAACAUUCUGAACACAGCAGAGGAAUUAAACAUUGACUUAAAAUUUCUAUCUCCAACAUUUCCUUGUAUUAGAGAAGAAAAUGUAAAUCAAUAUGUAGACCUACUUACACUCACAUUUUACGUAGCUGACAUGAAAGAAGUUUUUUUAAAAUCGAGAUUGAUGAAAAUGGACCUAAUUAACUUUAUGGACUUAGCUUCGAAAAUUAAUAACGCUUUACAAAAAAUACACAAGACUAUUCCAAAAGAAUUAUUAAUUCACAUUGAUGUCCUUUCUUAUGAACACGCAAUCGCAGAAGAAAAUUAUUGGGAAUUUCUCCUCCAUCUCAAUCCGCUGAUAAAAAAGUUAAAAAUUGUCAUCACUCAAACUAAAAAUCGGGACAAUUUAGAGACGCCUCUUUGUCAAGAUUGUGAUUCAGAGGGAAAAAAAUUAAUUGUUAAAUAUUUGUCAAAAUCUUACGACGAUUACAUGCAAGAUGAAAAUUAUCAAGAACCAGAUAUUCUUUUUUACGUUCAAAUCAAUGAUGAAUGUAAUUCCGAAAGAUUAAAUCAGUGGAGUAAAUUUAAUUUUCCCAUUAUUUUGCGACUUGAUUCAAAACUAAAUUUUUGUAAAGUACAUAAUUUUCUAUCGCAUGUAACAGCAAAGUUUCUAUUUAUUUACGAAGGAAAAAUAAUAGCACCAUUCGGUAUAUUAUCCUCAAUUGAAAAUGAAGACUAUUUUAUUAUUUUGCAAUCAGUGGAAAUCUGCGAGGAUAAAAUUGCUACAAGUACAAUUGAAAUUCUUUCAGAAAUUAAAAAUACUGGUCAUCAAUGUGGUAAAAAUAAUAGUGCAAAUGGUAUAGAAAAUGCUUCUAAAAUUACUCCGUCAGAAUCGUCAGAAUCAAAAGACAAUUCUGACAAUAACGAAAAUUCAAAAUUGGAAACAAACGAAAAUCAAUCAGCUACCGUUUCUCUUCCCAAGGAAAACAAGAAUAUAAUUGAGAACGAAAAUACAAACAAAGACGAAAUUGAAUCUGCAAAAAAUUCCAAUUGCGAACAAACGGAAAAUAGAGAAUCGAAUAAUGAAGAAAAAUCAGAAGAUCGUGUGACACUUUCUCCAUCGUCUUCUAUACGUUCAUUUUUCAUUAUUUCGGGACACGGAGAAGAGGAGGAAGAAAAAAAUACAGAAACUGAAGAAAAUGGAAAAUUUUUAAAGUCUGUCGACAACGAAUUUUUCGAUCCAAGUGGCAAAGGGCGAAAAAAUACGAAAGUGGGCGAUAUGGAGAAGAAAAAUAUUGAAGAGCGGAAAGAAGAGGAAAAUGAUAAGAAAAUUCUCGUCAAUUUGGAAAGUUUCGAUAACAAUGAAACAGUAGUUAAUUCAUCUCAGUCCUAUGUAAUUGGACAUGUUUCGUAUCUUGAAAAUGAAAUCGAAGGUUUACGACAACAAUUAAAUUUAGCAUUCAAUGAGAUAACGAAACUACAAACAAAAGUUAAUCAGCUUUCUUUUAAUUUAAACAAAAAGGAAAAGGUAAUAAAGAAAUUAUUACGUGUUAUUGUUGACUCUGAAGACACUGAUUCACAGUGUGAUGAAGAGGAGGAAAUUUAAAUCAAUUUUCAACAAAAAAUUCCUUCUAUCUUUUCUUUAAAAAAGAAUUUUCUAGUUUGUCAUUUUUUUGAAUUCAAAAUUCAAUUAUUACUUAACUUUUUAUUUUCUCUUUUAU